GCAGAUAUGUGGUCAACUCUAAUGCUGCAAGACUGUGGGGUCCCCAUACUGGACAACCAUAUGAAGGCAAUGUUGGGAUCUUGCCUCAUAUUCACAGGCUUGUUGGGUUCUGCAGUCAAUGGCUGGCUGGUGUCCACGCUAUUCCUUAGGGCUGAGCACAUGUCUUGGAGCCAUCUCCUGCUUCUCAACAUCGGCCUUGCUAGCCUCGGACGAUCCCUGCUGGGAGGAUUUCCCUUCUCCGCGACCUCAGCUUUGGCUGGCAAAUGGUUGUUUGGAGAUGCCUGCUGCAAACUCUACGCAUUCCUUCAUCAGCUCUUCAGUGUCGCAGAACUGUUAGCUGUCAUGUUAUUGUGCCUUGAAAGAUACCAAAUCACCUUACACUCUCAUAUGGGUCAAUGUGCUUACAUGUCCUCCUUGCUUCUGAUGUGGAUUGCUUCAAUGGUUUGGUCGCUGCUACCUCUUCUCAACUAUGGCAGGUAUGGUUGUGAUGUGGCUGGUAUCGCCUGUGACCUAGAUUGGUCUGUAGAGCUUGGAGAUUCUCAAAGUCUUGCGUACAACGUCUCUUACCUACUACUGGGCGUCACUCUAGCCGUUGGUAUUUCAUGCGGGAGUCUGUGGAUAACAGUUAAGUCACCAGCUAGUAUCUACCGUUUGUCUGGCCACCACCAAAGGCAAAUAACUAAGGCCACCAUUGCCCUUGUGUGUGGCAUGUACAUUCUGUGGACACCUCAGUCACUCUUAGCAAUCUGGAGACUUGUGUUUGAUGCUCCGAGACCUUCACAUUCCAUCGUCUUCAUGGCUCCUGUAUGUGCUGAGUUUUCAGCAGUGGUCCCCACUAUGGCGUUCCUAUGCUUUGAGCCCCGCCUACGUAACAACCUACUAGGCAUGACUCCUGCCCCGGCUGAGAAGCCCCGUCUGAGGCGGAGGCCACAUCUCCGUAGAGGCUAUGGUGAAAAAGUUGCAGUAAGAGAAUUUUUUGCAUAAAAUACCAAGUGACAAAAUAGUUAAGUUUCAAAAUGCUAAGCUAUUAGCUGUUAUUUUAAUUCAAAAUUAUUGAACCAAUUAUUUUGGUGGUGUCAUACUGUAAUUUUAUUUGUUACUCUUGAUCCCUCUCCUCUGUCUUUGAUAUAAAAAGUGAGGAAUAAUUUUAUAAUGUACAAAUAGUAUAAUUUAUGCCUGUCAGCUCUUGUUAAGAAAUGUCUUUGUAAUAUAGCCGUUAGUCAAUAAGUUAACCAAAGGUUAUUUUUUGAAUCUUAAAAAGUUUUAUAUUUUUUAUUAUAACAUUAGAGGUUUCCAAUAUAUUAGCUAAAUGUGCAACAAUUGACUAGAUAUUGCGAGGACAUAACUCAAUUUGUUGAAAUUUAUAAAGGAUUUAUGAUGUCUGGAAGGAUAAAUGAAAUUGAACACAUAGCCAUUAUCUAAUGUAUGUAUUUUAUAUGAUUUUAAAUAUUAGAAAGUUAUAUAUAAAUUGGUACGUAGGUAUAUAUAAUGUUGUACAGUUUGUGUCUCAAGAAUUAGGUAAUAGACAGGUACAUACACAGGGUUUUUUUAUAUACAUAAACACAACCCAAAGUAUACAAGUACCAAUUACCAUGAGAGACUUUUUAGACGAAACAAGCUUAUACAGAGUGUCCCAUGUAAAGUGUAUCACAUUGAUUACGGAAAAACGGCUCAACAUACAAGGACGAAAUCAAAUUAUUUCCCGCUAAAUCAGCCCCAAGGAAUAAUGUAAAAAUAUUUUUUCCCGAUAAAGGGUGUGCCAUAAACUGAGGGUCACUAGUAAGAAUUUCAAAAUUUUUAACUUUAUUCCUUGGGGUUGAUUUAGCGGGUAAUAAUUUCAUUUUAUCCUUGUACGUUAAGCCGUUUUUCCAUAAUCAAUUUGAGACACCUUAAGUGGGACACCCUUUGUUGGUAUCCUUGUUCUCUUUACUUUCUCAUUAACCGACAUGCAUUGUUUCGUAGUUAUCUAUGAAGUUUAUUGUUAUUGAGAAUUUAUUGUGAAUACAAAUCAUCAUGUUGUUUUCUCAAGCUCAAAGAGCAUAGAGUACAUGAAAAUACAAGGUGUUUUAAGGCAACAUAGCAGAACUCUAUGUAAUAAGAGAAACACUGAUUAACAACAAAACAAGCUGUUGUUGGAUCCCUGUUCUCUUUACUUUAUUGAAUCAGAUGUUGCUGUUAUCUUCAUUUAACUGAUAGGCUGUUUAAAAAAAAUCAAUCUACAUUAUAUACAUCGUUGUUUCAUAUAUUGUAAGA
Molecule: messenger RNA, 2253 nt
Organism: Macrosteles quadrilineatus (aster leafhopper)
Lineage: Eukaryota; Metazoa; Arthropoda; Insecta; Hemiptera; Cicadellidae
Product: visual pigment-like receptor peropsin
Exons: 9
Coding region: 7-984 (325 amino acids)
Biological process (GO): G protein-coupled receptor signaling pathway
Cellular component (GO): photoreceptor outer segment; membrane
Molecular function (GO): G protein-coupled receptor activity
Source: RefSeq, a predicted model, not a curated record